Molecule: messenger RNA, 2107 nt
Organism: Rhodamnia argentea
Lineage: Eukaryota; Viridiplantae; Streptophyta; Magnoliopsida; Myrtales; Myrtaceae
Product: LEAF RUST 10 DISEASE-RESISTANCE LOCUS RECEPTOR-LIKE PROTEIN KINASE-like 2.1
Exons: 3
Coding region: 36-2054 (672 amino acids)
Biological process (GO): protein phosphorylation
Molecular function (GO): ATP binding; protein kinase activity; polysaccharide binding
Source: RefSeq, a predicted model, not a curated record
AUCAUCUUCCUUCACCAAGACAGGAACAAGGAAAAAUGCGAAAGCACCACCACCUUCUCUGCAUUCUCUCUCGUUCUCUCUCCCUCUUCUUCUUCUUCGCCUCCUCCUUCUUCUCCUUGAGCUUCCAUGGCGUCCUCUCCAAUUUCUCGGCCAUUUGCGACCCCGACUCACCCCCGUUCCUGUGCGGCCACGUCCAAAUCCGAUAUCCAUUCUGGAACGUCAGCGACGACGCCCCCGUGCACUGCGGCUACCUGGGUCUCGGCAUCGCUUGCCCGUAUGGCUCCCGUCACCCAAUCCUCUCUCUUCAGGGCGACAACUACUUCGUCACUGACAUCAACUACGACAACGAAACUCUGACUCUCGUCGACGUCGACAUUGCCAUCGCCGGCCAGGAAUGCCCCAGGGUCAGCCACAACCUCACGCUCGGCUCGCUCCCGCUCGCCUACAACUCCGCCAACGCCAUCCUCACCUUCCUCUUCAACUGCACAACUCCGGUGGCGCGCAUCCCUGCAGACUUGGUGGCCGUCGAUUGCUUGCGAUCCGGUGAUAAUCAGUCGUACGUGUUCGUGAACAAGAGCCUGGAGGAGGUGGCGGCGUUCGACAAGGAGCUGGACUGCGAGGAUACGGAGGUGGCGCCGGUGAAGCGGACGAACGUGACGGCAGGGAACGUGGCGGAGGAGUUCGCCGGGGCGAUGAACGAGGGGUUCGUGCUGGACUGGGAGAAGGCGAAGGAUUGCGGCGAGUGCGAGCACUCCGGCGGGCGGUGCGCGGUCGACGAGGAGGAGCAGCUCCUGUGCUACUGCGACGACGAGAGUAUCCACUACGACGGUUCGUUUUGCAAAAGAAACAAGAAGAUUGGUCUCAAAGUUGGAAUAGGUGUGGUUGCAUUGGUAGCUGGAAUUGGGGUCAUCCUUAUCUUGCUGCUUCCCUUCAGGAAGAAACCAAUGACCAGAAUAAUCAUGGCUUCGAUAAAGCAGAGGAGCAAACACUUCGACGGCGAAAUGAAAAUCGAGGGACUUGUCUUUUCGAGAAGAUACACCUACAAAGACAUCAAGAGGAUGACCAACUCUUUCAAAGAAAAGUUAGGCCAGGGAGGCUAUGGCUGCGUGUACAAAGGCAAGCUUCGAGACGGUCAAUUAGUGGCGGUGAAGCUUCUAAAGAAGCUGAAAGGCGAUGCAGAAGAAUUUUUCAAUGAAGUUGCGAGCAUAAGCAGGACUUCUCAUGUCAAUGUUGUCAGCCUCCUAGGGUUCUGUUUUGAAGGAAGCAAAAGAGCUUUGGUUUAUGAGUUCAUGCCCAAUGGAUCGCUCGAAAAGUUCAUAUUUAACAGGAGUGACACUUUGGAGGUAGGUCGACAAUUGACUUGGGAGACAUUGUACCAGGUUUCGCUCGGCAUAGCUUACGGGCUAGAGUACUUGCAUAGAGGAUGCAACACGAGGAUCUUACACUUCGACAUAAAACCUCACAACAUUCUUCUCGAUGCAAACUAUUGUCCCAAGAUUUCCGACUUUGGUCUUGCCAAAAUAUGCCCUAGAGAAGAGAGCAUCGUGUCAAUGCUUGGUGCUCGGGGCACCCCUGGAUAUAUUGCUCCAGAGCUAAUCGUGAGGAACAUCGGAGGGAUUUCUCACAAAUCAGAUGUCUAUAGCUAUGGCAUGAUGAUUCUAGAGAUGGUCGGCAAGAGGAAAAAUAUCGAAGCGGCGGUAGAUCAUACCAGCGAAAUAUACUUCCCUCAUUGGGUUCACCAGCGUUUGGAGCUUCAAGAAGAGCUUGGGCUGCAUGGAAUCACGAACGAGGAUGACGAAGGAAUAGCAAAGAAGAUGAUUGUAACAGGCUUAUGGUGCAUUCAGAUCGAUCCGAGAGCUCGACCAUCUAUGACCCAAGUUGUAGAGAUGCUAAAGGGAAGUGUUGAGGCCUUGCAAAUUCCUCCCAAACCAUCCUUGUCAUCUCCCUCAAGAUCGUUCGCGGCUUGUCCACGUGAACUUUCGUCUCUACAAGAAAGUAAUGACUCAAGUUGGGGUUAUGCAAGAUCAAUCUUACGAAACCAACAUAGCCUGUAAAAGAGUACUUAAAAAAACAACUGUUUACGUAUUACUGAUUAUUGAGAUUUUCA